Molecule: messenger RNA, 4102 nt
Organism: Monomorium pharaonis (pharaoh ant)
Lineage: Eukaryota; Metazoa; Arthropoda; Insecta; Hymenoptera; Formicidae
Exons: 14
Coding region: 408-2963 (851 amino acids)
Biological process (GO): nuclear envelope organization
Cellular component (GO): meiotic nuclear membrane microtubule tethering complex; nuclear envelope
Molecular function (GO): protein-membrane adaptor activity
Source: RefSeq, a predicted model, not a curated record
AAAUAGAAUUACAAGAGUAUGAAUCAUCGCGCAAAAUGCGCACGCAUUUCGCGUUUUCUACGCGCUGACGAUUGACGAGACGACUCCCACGCGUACGUAUGUACGCACGUACACCGUGUGCGCUUGACAUCGCGCGAUUCAUUCGGAGCGGCGGGGAUGACGAGUUUUGACUUUUUUUUUUCCACGUGAAACGCAUCCCGCCCCGCGGUCUCUCCGCGCGUCGCGUGUGUUGCGCAACGCGAGGUGCGUCUCGCCGUCGUCGUGGUCGUCGCGCGUCCCGUUAGCCGCCGCCGUGCGCGCGGAAACGGUGAGUUGUGAGUUCUCUACAGUUCUCUAUUAAUAUCGAUGUCACGCGCGCACAACGGCACAACGCCGAAUCGUCAGACAAAUCCCAGUCCCGGACGUUGAUGAGAGAUAGAAGGAUGGAGGGCGAGCAGCAUCACUAUGAGCUUCGCAGCAGGAGCAGAUCGCGUUCCCAUACGCCUAUGAUCCCGAGCCGUCCACCGCCGGAGACGGAGGUGACAGAGCGUCAUUAUGAUCUCAGGAAUUGGAGUCGAGAGAGAUCGCACACACCGGGAGAGAUAACCAGUAGCAGAAGAUCCGGCUCUCGGUCGUUAACUGGCAGUAUGAAGACGCAUGAAAAGAAUAUGGAAAUUAUAGAAGAGACCAAGGAGGGAUCUGUCACAGAAAGUCUGACAGAUAACCAAAGCACAAAGUCCGAGAGUUCUGUCGUCGUUACCACAAAAAAGGCAGAACGCCGGUCAGAACGCCAGCGGGUCAAGAGGCAAAUAUUUGCUAAUGGCCAGAGCGAAAGUAAGGAGGAUAUAUCUGAUCAGAAAGUUGAGCGAAGGCGCAAAAGUAUCACACCACGUAAAGUACUUACCAGCGACUAUUCGUCCGAAGAGGGAGAAAAGGAGGAUCCUCCGAGUAGAUUGGGGCGCAGAGCUCAUGAGAUUUACAAACAAGCUGGUGACUGGUGGAACGUUUUCCCAAAGACAGACUAUACGUAUUCACCGACGUCGCAGUGUCGUUACGAGAUAGCCCCAGGUAUAUUAGCUAUGCCUAAUAUGUCGCGGAGGUCUAUACGCACGAACGAUAACGGAAAUACUGUAAUCAGUCGUCAGAAUUUAAGUCAGGCUUCCCGAGGGACGACAGAGAGCGGAAUCAGUGACAUGGAUACGGUUGAUUUGAAAGAAACGGCCUCUUUAAUUCAUUCGGAUAAUUACGGUACGUCACACGCGCGUAUGUUGGAUUCUACAGGAAGAGCGACGCUAUACAAAAAGACACACGUAGAACAGUACACGAGUCACAAAGUAAUUUAUUCAGAGCCUAAAUAUUCUUCAGAUUUUCGGUCAAGAUACUUAUCCUAUGCUCCUUCAUUUGCAUCUCGUGCUGAUUCCGAUACCGAAUUGGAUGAGACUUUUGCAAAAUCAGCAGUUAAAACUAAACAAAGUUGGAAGAUCGUGCAAUGGCUUAUGUAUUUUACAAACUUCAUUGUCGCCUACUUUAAAAAAACUGUUGAAUUCUUAAAGUUUAAAUCGGAUAGGAAAAGGCAGUAUUAUGGUGCACAAGCUUAUCGAGUAUCCAAUGUAUCCAAAUGGAGCACAAUGUGGCAAACUCUGGACCGUUAUACGCACAAUAUGUACUUUUUCUUCGUUAGAAUGCUCGUACUCGAUGCCUGGCUGUUGAGUCGAUUCACUGGCAUUAGGAAGUGGCUACAAGAGAGAGGCCCGAGAAUUCUUUGGAUUACGCUUCUACCGUUACUUCUUUUAUUUGGUGGUUGGUGCAUAGCACAAUAUUCGUCGCUUUUUUCUAAUGUUAAAUCCGCGCCCGAGACAAUGGUGAAAACGUCAUUACUUGACGUACAAUGGGACGAACGUAAGAAUAAAAUUAAUGAAGAAAUAUUGAUGAACAAUGAGAUUAUUAAAGAAGACUUCGUUAACAAAGCUGAUUUGGUUAAUAGGAUCGAAAUGCUCGAAAAUAAACAGACACAUCAAAUGGAAUAUCUUAUAAAUAUUACUCGGACUUUAGAAGAUCGCAAAAAAAGUGAUGCCAAUUUUCGAAAGGAAUAUGAUGACAAAAUUACUGACGUAGAAAAUAAAUUGGAUGUUAAUGAACUGAAAAAUAUAGCAUACAGUGAACUCAAAGUUAUCAAGCAUGAAUUUGAGGAAUUACGGAAAUUGUACUCGGAAUUAAAAUCUUGUUGUAACGUCAAUGCAAAUCAGGAUGUGGAGCAGCACGUGGAAAAAAUUUUAUUUAGCUACUUUCCUUCCGGAAUUUCGAAAGAAGAUCUCAUGAAAAACAUGCAAAUUUUACUUGCAUCUCAUAACAAAGAAGAUGAAAAGAUCCUUAAUGAUGAUGCAAACAUUCAUGUCUCAGACGAGCACAUACGCAAGAUAGUGAAGGAAGUCCUGCGAAUUUAUGACGCAGAUAAAACGGGUCAAGUAGACUACGCUUUGGAAACGGCAGGGGGUCAAAUUAUUAGCACGCGGUGUACUCAGCGAUAUGAUAUAAAAUCAAGAGCCUACAGUUUGUUUGGUUUUCCACUGUAUUAUGAAAGUAAUGAUCCGCGAACAGUAAUACAGGGAAAUCCGAUACAACCUGGCGUUUGUUGGGCCUUUCAAGAUUUUCCCGGAUACCUCCUGAUACAAUUGCGAAACGUCAUUUAUGUAACUGGUUUCACUCUGGAGCACGUCUCUAGAUUGAUUUUACCGAAUGAAAACAUGUCAAGCGCGCCAAGAAAGUUCAACGUCUGGGGAUUAUUGAGUGAGAACGAUCUCGAGCCUGUGAUGUUCGGAGAAUACGAAUUCACAAAUUCUGACGAAAGUUUGCAAUAUUUUCCAGUGCAGAACACAGAGAUUAAUAAACCAUAUGAAUAUAUAGAAUUGAGGAUACACAGCAAUCAUGGACAAUUAGAGUACACGUGUUUAUAUAGAUUCCGCGUUCACGGCAGACCAAUUUAGGAAUUGAUCACGCCAAGGUUCCUCUUCACAAAACAUUCACAAGAUCGUUUGAGCAAUAGCAAGAACGAGCCAUUCUUCUCCAAUACGUGCCUUCAUUUACCGUUAACGAUAAAUAUAAUAAUUGACGCGAUUUGCCGUAGUAUUUUGUAAUUAUACUUGUGAAUAGAUUGAUUAUUUAACGUUUUUAUAAUAGAUUUUCAACGAAACGAUCAAAACACAUCAUAUACGCGCGCCGAUAUUUAAUACACACGGAAGUCAUUUCCGUCACCAUUUAAACGCGUUGAACGUUGUAUAUACAUUCAAUAACGUCAAUAAUUUAUACUGAUCGAGAAGUUCGCACGACUGAUUGGAUCAAGCGGAAAAACGGUCAGGUUAUUUACGAUUACCUGACCGCUGAUGGUAUUUUACAAUUAUUGCCUAUAUAAAUACAUUCACUAUAUGGCCUUGCUAUAACAGUUACCCGAAUCAAGCACCUCAAAAGAAAUGAUUUUGUACAUAUCUCUUGUUUAACGAUACAAAAGAUCGAUCGGUAAAGUGAGAUAGAUAAUGAAAAUUGGAGUAAAUAGCAUAAUUUCAUAGGGAAUCUCGGGAGUGAGAAAGUGAGUGACAAAGAGAGAGAGAGAGAGAGAGAGAGAGAAUUUGCCUGUGUUACGCGUCAUGCGAAUAACCGUUUUUGGCAGCGUCACAUGCAAGACUGACACUUCAAAAGUUACCCCAAAGUUGAGUGUGAGUCAUAAUAUUCGCAAUAAUGCGACAGUACAAAUUGUGUAAGGGAUCGUAACGAUCAAUUAAUUCUAGUACCUACUCUAGUUAAGUGCUACUUUUUAAGCGUGUAACACCGCGAAUGGUCUUCGCCACCUUUGUAAGGAUUCAACGGUUAAAAUUUGUGAGCGGUAACACACAUCUCCAUUGUAUACAUAUAUUUAUAAGAUAUUUAAGUAAGUUCUCAUUAAUUUUUUCUUUUUUUAAAAAUCGUGAUGCAUAUGUUUCGCUUCGUAAUAUUUAGUAUCGUUGGCGAUGGGUUGAUCCUUCGCCACGUCAAGAACGCGAUUAUCACCGCGUUUUUUUAAACCACCCUUCUGUACGCGCUAGCCGCAUAUUUAAGUAAAAUUUGCAAAUAAAAAUUUUGUUUCACUCGG